CCACGCCCCCGCGACAAACACCGUGUUCGCGUCGCCUCCAGCCUGCGCGCGCUCCUUCCCCUCCAGCUACACCACCCCCAGCCUGCCCAGCCCGUGCACCUUCGAUCCAUGUCUGCAGCCCGUCGCGCAUCGCCGGUGAAGCUCCAGUGAGCUUUGCCUGGACCCUUGACCGCCAUGGCCUCGCGCGAGUCCAGCGUGGCCUCGUCGGCCGACUUCUACGAGUCCGAGGCGACGCGCGAGACGCCGGCAGACGCCAUGCUGCAUGGCGCGUUGGCUGGGAAGCGCAAGGCAGAAGACGCAGCUCCUGCCCAGGACAAGAAGCGCAAGCUCGAUGCGCGCCCUGACGUCCUCUCCAGCGAGUUGCGGCCGUGUGCCAGGCUGCCACCCGCAGUGUGGCAGCACAUCUUUUCCUUUUGUUCGCUUGCAGACCUUGGUCGAUUGCUUCAAGUCAAUCGAUCCUUUCAUUCCUAUCUCACAGACGUGCGCAACGUCUCUACUUUCAAAUCAGACUCUGGUCGUCUUCGUCUUUCAAAGUCCGAGUCGUUGUGGGCCUCUGCCCGCAACGCCCUGUCUACCAAGCCCCCCAAGCCCCUCCCAGGGCUCUCUGAGCUGCAAAUGUGGCAGCUUGCCUGGGCAAGGAAAUGCCAGUUCUGUAACAAGUCCAGUUCCUUUACCCCGGGCGAGAGAAUCUGGCAAAAGGGCCCAGGCGAAGCAGGCGUCCGCAUCAUCUGGCCAUUCGGUAUCAGAGCGUGCGGGCUUUGCCUGACGCAGCAGUGCCAGACGGACAUGAGUCUUCUCUUUUCGUCCGCUUCUGCGCUGCGACCCGCGCUCCCAUUCGCCCUCAUCACCAAAGACCACAACUACAUCGCUGCCUACACUCUGCAGACGGCAACAACGCCCGCCGACAUAGAGAUUGGCAAAUACUACUACAAAAAACACGUGCAGGACAUCACCCAAGAACUAGACGAUGCCUCGAGCCUUGGUCCUGCCGCCGCUGAGGAGUGGUCCAAAGGCCUCGACGCGCGAGGCAGAGAGCGAAUGAGGGUCGCUGAAAACUGGGAACGCUGGGAAGUCAAGUACCAGUGGUGGGAGCAACACCAGCAGACAAAGACAGCUGUGUCGCACAAUGAGCUGCCCAAAUCCCCAGUGCGUCGAAGGCCAUCUCCUAUCAUCCAUGCACCGGUACCAGCCACCCCAACCUCUCAAUUUGUACAGGCAAGGCCUCCAACUGGUCCACCACAGGUCUUCACUCCCCAUCCUGUUCCCACAGGCAGCGUACAACCCUCGCAGCGAAACAUCCAUGACGCAAACGAGGCCAAAGCGAACCGCAGGCUCGACAUUGAACGACGUUGCCUGCAAAUGGACCCACCUAUCCCUCCAAACAUCUUGCGCCACAUGGACUCGUUCAAAGCGGCCCUCCAGAUCUCACAGCCAAUGAACGAUGACGCAUGGAGUGUGCUUCAACCCCGCCUUCUUGCCCAACUUCCUGCUGCCCAACAAGUUGAAGUCGAACACGUGUCUCGUCCUGCGUUGGUGCACACCAGAACAGCAGACCGGCGCCACCAUGAUGUCAACACCAAAGAAGCAAAGGAAGUCAUGGACCGAGAAUGGGACGAGUCGCAACGGCUAGUGCGCGACAAACUCGACGCCAUCGCUGACGAAUUCAUAAGCCGACAUUGGGAUCAUGGCAAAGCUGUCACCUAUGAAAACAGCCCCAAAUUUGCUGCCGACCUUCUAGUCUAUGUACGACGCACGUUCAACACCGGAGCUGCCAUAGAAGAUACGGCUGCCCAGAAGGCGGAACAAGGGUCGACUGACGGCGCUGAUGGUAGAUCGCUACUGGUUUUGGACAAUAUGAAGUGGGUAUACGACAACAAGAUCAGACCCUUGACAGAACAGCGCAAGGAGCUUUUCAUCUGCUCCCGAUUUAACGAGUGUGCAAGCAGUACCAAGUUCUAUGGUUUCGAGGGUGUUAUUCAGCAUUUUGGAGCCAAACACACUAAUGCCUUUAGCGUUGGUAACGUUGUAGUCGCCUGGCGAGAGGCAGAAUGGCCUGAGACAACACCGUUCCACCCGGAUCCAAUAUCGGUCAAACAUAGUUAUCAUGCUUCUUCCAACUCGGCUGGUAAUGGUGGUUACUACGGUGGGUACUCGCGAGCAGGAACUUCCACGCCCCAUAUGCAGACUCAUCUACCCCAAGCAAGCCCGGGACCUCACCACUAUGGAGGCCACUAUGCCGGACCUUUCGCGCCACCACAAGCACCUCCUAUGGCGAUGCCAGGGCAUGAUUAUCUCCAUUCAUACCAUGGUUCCGUGGACAGCUACUCACAUCCGGGCAUGGGUCCCCCAGUGUUUGGACCUCCGUUAGGUAACCACUCAUACAUGCCAUCUCCCGCCUCCCUCAAUCUCGCCAUUGCGCCACCCCCGGUCAUGCCUCCACUAGGUCAGGGUACUUCAGGACCACUUCCAGACGACAAUGAUGAUGCUGGCCACCGGACCGGCUUGUUCGACAAGGAAGUAAGUACUGUCAUAGAACUGGCCCAAAACAUCUGGAAGCAAACCUCCGGAAUUAAGGAUAUGCCAACCAGCCUGCGGAUUUAUGUUUUGUUGCAUCGCGUCGUUUCAAAAUUUCAUGUCGAAUUCAAUCAUGGGCCGAACGUGAACCAUUUCAUUGAUGCUCUUUCUAAUCAUCAGAUUCCAAAGGCUUUGAAAAAUGCUUCAGGGUUGUUCUGUAAGACCUGUCAAGUCGAGUCUUCUCAUCAGCCCAUCGGUGCUCACUACCAAAAGCCAGAAGGUGGCAAAAUGUAUACUGUUUUGAAUCUUUUUCUCCAUUUCAGAACGCUGCAUCUAUCAAGUCAACGACCUGGCUCUAGCCACGGGCAGCCGGCCGCAUAUUUGGACUGGAAAGAGGAUAUGAUUGAGCUGCCUGAUGACCGCUUUAUCUCCGGUCUUAUCCAUUUUCCUGGCAUGGAUGAUGAGAAGCUUCUCAUGAUAGCAACUGUUUUCCCCAGGUUGUUUUCUAUGCCUCUGCCCAAGAUCGGUGUGAUCGGCAACCAUGGAGUGGUUUCACCCGCCUCAUCAGGGCCCAAGGACGCAAAGUACACUUCUAGAAUCACAGGAAUGUCGGGAGGGAAGUCCGGUCCUUCAUCUCCAGCAUCACCUCAUGCGGAAUCUCCACGACCGACUCUACAAGCUCGCUCGAAGCGAACGUCGAGCCUCGAAGAAAGAACACACCCUCAUCAGGACAGUCCACCUGCUGAACGUAGACAGCGUCAUAUGACUGAUUCGCGAUAUUACAUGUCUAGGGAGCGUGCGGAUGAUGAUUACCCUCGCCAGCGAGAGUAUAUGGAUUAUGCCCCAAGCCCAAGGAUGCUUCAUUCUGGUCCCGUUUACGAAGAAUUCUCAGGUCGUCGCACUAGCUUCCGCGAGCACAAUCGAUAUUACGACCCACCUUCUGAAGAGAUUAUCUAUACGCAUUCGCGUGACAGAAGCAAUACGCAGGGUCUGAAUGCAUAUCCGCGUCAGGUUCGAUACUAUGAUGAAGAAGAUCGGCCAGCUGAGUAUCGUUAUGGCCGGGACCACCAAUCCCAAGAGGCAAGCCCGCGACGCGGGCAGUCUGCCGCUGAUCGCUUUCUUGAAGAAUUCGUCCCCGGUCAGGACUCGGCGGAUGAUACUAAGCAGGUUCCUCGCCCGCUACCGCUUAAUUCUGAACCUGAUCCUUCUCUGAGAAUCGAAGAUGGCUCACGAUACACGCCCCUGCCGACAAGCGUUCCCUCUGCAGAAGAAACUGGUAUCCAGCACCAGACGCUUGGAGCGAUACAUCCUGUUGCACCAUCUACCAUAUCUAAUAGUUCAAGGCAUGAGGACUAUCAUCUUCAGGGUCGCCAUGUGCCCAUGCCAGGCCCAUCAGCGUCUUCCCGGAGGUCUGGACCACAACGGCGGCGAGAUCGUCCUCAUGACCAGCGUAUGCCUUCACGUUAUCAUAGAUACAGUAGCGUUGCUCGUGACGACCCCUACGGACGGGGCCCAAGUAUUAGUCGUUCGCAAAGCAAACGUUAUGAAGAGCAGCGUCGCCGGAUUGACCAGCAGGAGACGCCACAGCCAAACGCAGAAUCAACCUAUUCUCGAGAUCAAAGCGUUGAGCAGCCGUUGCCAGAGGAGAGUUUCUAUCAUCCCACACGUCAUCAGUCCCGUGAUUACGUCUCCGUUCAGGAUCGCCUCCACCCAUAUUCACCACCUCGCUAUCGCUAUGAUGACCCUCGUGCACCACCCGUCUAUGUCAACGAAUACGGGGAACCGUUGCAAGAGUACGAGAUCAUCCGCGUACGUAGCGAUCGCCGUCAGUCCCAUGUGCCGUACAUGUCUCAUCAGCCUUCUACACGUUAUGAGUCCGAACGCUACCAGUAUGUUCCUGUUGCUCAUGACCGUCCACCGGCACAAAGGUACAACAGCCGCGCUGGCCCUGAGGAUUACAUUUACUACGAAGACAGGGAGCGACUGCUCCCUCGACGCUCUGUGGCCGAACCCGAGGAUGACUAUGAGCCCUCGCCUCCGGAGAUCAAAGUGGAGAGUACACCUGCCUCUCUUCUGGACGGACCCUAAGUUUACGAUUUACGCAAAAAGUCAUAAGUACAUGGCCAUGUUCUGUUCCUUCCGUAUCAUUGUACCUUGACAUGCUCAGUUGGUGUUGAUCAUUUCCUAGGUGCUAUCUGUAUGAUGUGGAAAAUAAUGCUGUAUUCCUAGACUGCUGGUCCUGUCGUAUGAAGAUUGAUGAUUUCUUUUCGAGAAAUUGAGUGGUCAAAUAUUGUAGUUUCUCAUUGCGAGUCAAAUCUGUUGUAGCGACCGCCGUUUGAAGUAUUACUACAAAGCGAAUCUUCAACUUUCCCACAUGCAGUUAUACUUCACAAUGACUAAUGAUUAAUACAAAUUGUACCAAUAGUCGCUUUCCAUCUACUGAAGCUUUAUUAGGUCCCUAGUGGCAGCUUCUAAGCCGAUCAAGAGGUU
Messenger RNA from Dothidotthia symphoricarpi CBS 119687, 5004 nucleotides. RefSeq lists its product as uncharacterized. The record is from RefSeq and is a predicted model, not a curated record. The coding region runs from base 175 to 4602 and encodes 1475 amino acids. Gene Ontology annotation, molecular function: protein binding. The transcript is spliced from 4 exons. Lineage: Eukaryota; Fungi; Ascomycota; Dothideomycetes; Pleosporales; Dothidotthiaceae.